GUGAUUUCCUCACGCUUCCUGACAUUUGAACCAGAGCGGCGCUGCAGUGGGUUGUGUCAGAGUUGAGACAGAGAGUCUUCGCGUUAUUUUGACAUUAAGUUGACGUUAGUGGAUCGGACUGCUUCAUUCAACAUAAAAUGAGUAUCAAAACAAUUUAAUUGAAAUAUUUUCGCGGACAUAAACCUCCACCGGAAGUGCCAGUUUGAGACAGGCUGCAGGUACGAAGAGUCUGAGAAGACACCUGUAAAGAUAUGUGUCAAAAAGCCUGAGUGGGUAAUUCUCAAAAAAAAAAAAAAAAAAAAAAAAAAAAAUCCCUCUUUCCUCCAGUGGGAACGAAAGAUAAAUCUUCUAGCAUGGCCAAUGAGGCGACAGUGAAAACCUCAUGUAUUCAAGAAAGUCAGGAAGCUGAUGAAUGCCGUGAAAAUAUUCCACCAGCAGUCACUGCUGCGGCUGGCAUGUCAAAGUUCAAGGUCCAAGAAGGAGAUGUAGGAUUUUCCUUUACACAGCCAUGUGGAGAAAAUGAGCCUCUCUCUGACGCCUGUACCUUUUCAACUCCAGCACCAACGAGCAGCACUGGUCAAGGCAAGGUAAAGUCACGGCUCUCUGGUCUCCAGUCUGCUUUAACGCCAAUUUUAAAAUACUUAAAUAUUGGCAACAAAUGCCCAUCUCCAGAGCCUUUAAAACAUGGAAACAAUCCUCAUCUGAAGAGCCAACAUCCCAGCUCAGAUUUCUCCACUUGUCAUACUGGUCCAUCAUCAGGUGACACAAAAGCUCCUGUGUGCUGGCUGAAUGACGAAUACCUGCCUGAAAUUACUCUCCUUGAUAUUACGGGUGACUCUAUGAUGCAAGUGACCAAAAACGAUUCAGCUCUUUCGGACAGCGUCCCCACUACACCUGUAACAGCUGCAUCUGUGAAGACCACAUUUAUCCGUCAGAACAAGACAAUGGAUCAGUCUAAAGUUAGUAGUCCUAAGGUGGAGAGUGACCCCAUAGAUCAGGCUAGUUCAGGCUCUAAGAACACCACUGAAACCUCCCUUGUUAGGAAUCAGAAUAGUUCAAAAACUAAACCACCUUUCAAACAGAAUGACAAAAUAACUGUGACAGAAACAUGCUUAACUGACCGGACUACUACGGACAAGCCCUCUCCUCCUAAGGUCUGUAAUGCUAAUGAAGUUCGCCUUCAUGAACUGUUGAAACAAAAUGCGACCUCAUCUAGUGAAGACCCUAAUGACAAGAUUGCUGACAUCCCUGAGAGCAUAGAUGCUCCUCUGCGCUGGUUGGAUGACAGAUACUUCCCUGAAAUUACUCUUCUUGAAGUUACACGUGAUUCAGAGUUUUCACCAGGAAUGGAAGUAUCCUCCAUGAACGUCACACAGGAUACUUCACCACUGCAAAACGACAUGACUCCUUCAGAGCUUAGUGAAAAAGUGGCGGCAGAGCCUGGCACUCUGGACAUGAUUCAAAGUCAAGAUUUGUCCAGUACUCUUGAAGGAAAUGUCACGCACACCAUAAGCUCCUUUAGCGAACAGUCUGAUAAGUGUGUGGGUGAAAACACCCAGAAAGCUUCCUUGGAAGGAACUCGGGAUAUUUCUAUGAGCAGUGGUUUGGAAGACAGUGAGCCAUCGCUGGAGCCCAGUGGACAAAACAUGGCGAAGAUUCAAACAUCAGCUGAGGACACAGAUACCCACCCUGCUAAUGUUACCCGCGACAUAAGCUCUUCAAGUGACAUGUCUGUUCAGUGUGCUGCAUCACAGCUCUCUGCUUCAGACGUGGAGUGCAACACCACAUCAGAGAACAUCACCUCUGAGCUGCAGGGUGAACCUGCAGUGACUUCUAACACCGUGGAAGGCAACAAUGACGAGCUACUUAGCAGCCAAGACGCUGAGUUGAGCAGCAAGGUGCAACAACUAAGCCCCAAACCAACUGGAUCUGUGAAUAACACAUUGACCGUUGCCAUGCAGUCCAAUAUGAGUGUUUCUACCAGUGUAAACACUGCUGCUCAAAUACCGUGCCCUCAGAAUAAGACACUGGAUCUUCCCCCAUCUAAUGUAAACAGUCCCAAGGCGGAGAGUGACACUAAAGAUCUGGCAAUUUCAGUAUCCAAAAACACCUCUGGCCCGGCCCCCGUUGUUGAUCCAAACUGCUCACCUGCAAAUGCAAAUGGUUCAUGUAAUGUGCAGAAUGUCACUUUUGACAGGAAUUCUCUUCAUAAAUCCAGCGGCAGCAGUAUUUUAGGAGAAGCUGUUGCUGGAACCUUUUGCCUUCAGAACACUUUCGAUACUAAAUCUCCUGUUAAGCAGAAUGGCACAAUUACGGUGUCGGAAACAAGUUCAAGUGACGGUCACCUGAACACUUUGGACAAGCUCUCUCCUCCGAAGGCCUGUAAUCUGACGAGUAGCCCUAAGGACAACAAUUCUGAGGUCAACCCUCCCGAAAUCUCAAAACAUAAUGAGGCUACAGCAAGUACAGAUCCUGAUGCCAAGACGGUUGACACCCCAGAGGGCACGUUUGAAGCUAAUCCAGCCGUGGAAGUAGCUUCUGGAGCUGGUCGAGGCGAGACUAAGGACCAUUCGCAGUUAGGUCUGUCUAUGAGAGAUGGUCUUUCUGACUCUUUGGGCCAUCAGAGCAUGGACCUGGAGGAUAACAAAGUAAACACAUUCAAUUUGGAUGAUACCCUGGAUUUAAAGGCAGACGCUUUAAUAACUUCAACACCCAUGACUAACUGCAAAAUCUUCAACUUCCACACUGAACGACAAGAGGGCAGAAUCAUAGGGGCACAGAAAAAACUGUAUGGCGACGGUCCACGUAAGCCAGAUGGUGGUCAGGCGCCAUCAGACGUUCCACCAAACAUCGUCUGUGACCGAAAAACGUUCUUGACGCAGACUGCGCCUAAAUACCUUUUGCCUCCUGUGAAAGCUGCAUCCCAUUUGUUGAAAUACAAGCCAGCCUCCUUACUUCCAGGAAGGUUUGACCCGGUGACAUCAGGCCUGCCCAUGACGAGACAAAGAACCCAAGCCGAAGCUUUGAGAAACACUGCUGCUUCUGAUGCCCCCCGAGUGACCACAGGAAUAUCAGCCCCCUACAACUUGCGUGCAUCAACAACAGGAUCCAAGCAACCCAAUCUCGGCUUGCGGAAACCACAGUUGAGUGGCAUACCAUCAGGCAUCCAGAGAGCUGCUCCAGGUCUGAAGCCGCCAUCAGCAAGAAUCAACGCACAACUUUCUUCAAGCACUGAGAAACUCUGUGGACCUCCAGCUACUAACACCACGACGAAGAUUUCACAGGCAAAGAAGCAUGCCUUAACCAGAGGUGAAGCUCUACCAAUAGCUAAGAGGAAGAAAAUAGAUGCUCCCUUACCCUGCGGUGGUGCUGCAGCUUCAACAUCUUCCUGUGAUGCUGCACACAAAACCAAAAACCUGAAACCACCCACAACCAGUCAGAGAUCUUUGCCAGCUAAAAUCCAAAGAGAUGACACUGCCGUGAGAGCCAGUACUGCUGAACCAUCGACAUGUAAUGCUGUUAGCAGAGCCAAAGCCCUGAAGCAGCCUGUAACCAGCCAUAGAGCUGCACUACCUAAACCCCAAAGCCAUGGUUGUGCCAAAUGUGCCGUGCUUGAACAGCAACUCAAACUGAAAUCGGAAGAAAUAAAGAGACUGAAAGAAGAACUGCUGAAGUACAGGAAACCAGAGGAAGAGUGCUGAUGUUGAUUCUUUAUUCUCAGUGUGAAUAUUUGUUUUAAUACUGAAGUUACAGUUUCAAACUGUAAAUAACAUUUAAUUAAUAAAUCUAUUUUAACAAUAAAUAUUCUAACAUUUAACACAGUUUUACUCUUUAAGUCAGUUGUUUCACCUGUCUUAUUGUGUGUUAUGAAGCUUUUCAGUGUUGAGUUCUGGCUUUGGUUGACCAGUUAUAUUACUGUGAUCUGGUCUGUAAUCACACGUACUUUUAAGGUGCUUUUGAUAGUAACCUAUAAGAACAUUAAAAGGACAUGAUGAGGCUUUGUAAUAAGGCUGAAAUUCCCGCCACUGUAAAUACUGAAGUAUAAUAAUGAUGAUGAAAUGAAGAUGCUGUAUGUGUGUAUAAUUUGCUUCUUCCUCUGAAAGGCUUAACAAUAUACUUAUAUUUGAAAGGUUUAAAAUAAAUAUACUAUGAAUUAUCUGAA
Molecule: messenger RNA, 4162 nt
Organism: Larimichthys crocea (large yellow croaker)
Lineage: Eukaryota; Metazoa; Chordata; Actinopteri; Sciaenidae
Product: flocculation protein FLO11
Exons: 9
Coding region: 354-3701 (1115 amino acids)
Source: RefSeq, a predicted model, not a curated record